Messenger RNA from Meloidogyne enterolobii, 1091 nucleotides. The record is from the annotation of a GenBank genome assembly. Lineage: Eukaryota; Metazoa; Nematoda; Chromadorea; Rhabditida; Meloidogynidae.
AACCCCAGCAUGGACAGAUCGUGUUCUUUGGAUGGAUAAAAAUAAUUUGGUGCAGUUAAUACAUUAUGGCCGUUCAGAAUUAAAAACUUCAGAUCACCGUCCAGUAUAUGCAAUAUUUCAAUUAAAUUCUUUAAAAUUUGAUUUUGACAAGGCUGGGCCGAUAAUUCGGGAUAUUAUUUGUUCUAUUGGCCCUCCACAUUCUUGUGUUCAAUGCUUUAUUUCUAACAAUUCUCUUAAUGUGUUCCCAAAACAAUUGUGCAAUGAAAUUUUUAUGAAGCUGUGUGAACUUGGCAGUGUUCCUAAACUUUCAAAAUUAGAAGGACAAUAUUUAUUUAUCAUUUUCAAAACUGGAUUGGAUGCUUUAGCAGCAUUAAGUAUGGAUGGAAUAAUUUUAUCAACAGGGCAAGAAUUGAAAGUUGAACUUAAAAAUGAAGGAAGAGGGAAAGGGGGAGGAGGAAUUGAAUGGUCUGAUAAAAUUAUUGAAAAUGUAAUUAAAGCUUUGGAAAAAUCAAAAAAAGAAGAAAAAGAAUAUUUAAUUAGUAAAAAAAUAAAUAAUGAUAAUAAAUUGUUGGAUGGAGAAGAAAUUUUAAUUGAUGAUGAGGAGGUUGAUGAUUUGGCUGGUGAAGUCGAAAACGAUUUCUCUAUAAUUAACAUUUCGGAUGUGCCAAAAUGAUGAAAAACUUGUUUCUGCACGACUUUAAAAAGAUUUUUUUACUUAAAAAACAUUGCUAAAUUUAUUACAAAUUUUUAAAAGUUUGAAGAAUGGACGUGAAAUUUACACAAUUUUAUUUUUCCCCCUAUUAGGGUUGGGGGCCCGAUCCGGCCCGGUUCGUAAGAUCGAGUCGGGCAUUGAAUUUUGGUCCGAAGAAGACUCGGUCGGGCCAGCCCGAUAGAACUGAGGCCAGAAAAAAAAGACUCGAAUAUCGGCUCGGCUUGAAAACCCCAACCCUACCCAUAAUUUUAUUAUUUUAAUCUUUACAAUUUUGCAGCCUUUUCUCGAGGGUAGGGUAUUUGGUGUAGUUGGAAAAGUUUUGGUUUUCAUCGUGAAAGUGUUUGGGGUUCGAAUCCUUUUGAUGGAAAAAUUUUUUAUU